Laccaria bicolor S238N-H82 is the source of this 543-nucleotide messenger RNA. RefSeq lists its product as uncharacterized. NCBI's taxonomy places the organism in Eukaryota, Fungi, Basidiomycota, Agaricomycetes, Agaricales, Hydnangiaceae. The record is from RefSeq and is a predicted model, not a curated record. Bases 1 to 543 code for a protein of 180 amino acids. The transcript is spliced from 3 exons.
AUGACGGAAAUGAUACUUGCCACCUUAUCAAUCUUCGCUCUGUUUCUGAUACCGCUCGCCAUACAAUAUUUCUUGAACCCUCCUAAGAUUCAUCCUGUCCUCGGCAUACCUGCAGAAUCCGUUUUCUUAACAAGCGCCUUCUUUCUUCUGAAACCUCCCGUUGUCUCAAGUACCAUCUUCGAAUCCCUACCUCAUGUACUCCAAAUCGCAUCAAUGGUCGCUUUUCUCCUCGCUGGAGACGUCUUGUUCAAGGCCCUCUUAUACAUAGGAGUCGACCCACAAUCUGAAACCGAAGUGGCACCGACUAUACUCAAGGUUCUUAUAAUCCAUGGAAGAAUAUUCGGCGGCCACCUCAAGGAACUUAUUUAUCAUGUGCUGGGCUUCCGAUAUCUCUUACUUGAGAGCGCUGUCGGUUUCGGUCGGACGCUGUGUGGAUUAGACAAUGAGCUCGACGACUUGGAAUUAUUGAUACAUAUCAAAAAACCACCAUCGUGCAAGGACGUAUCAGCACCACCCCCAAUUUCGGAUGAAAUUAAGGGCUAG